Molecule: messenger RNA, 1230 nt
Organism: Naumovozyma dairenensis CBS 421
Lineage: Eukaryota; Fungi; Ascomycota; Saccharomycetes; Saccharomycetales; Saccharomycetaceae
Gene: KRE28
Product: Kre28p
Exons: 1
Coding region: 1-1230 (409 amino acids)
Cellular component (GO): chromosome, centromeric region
Source: RefSeq, a predicted model, not a curated record
AUGAUAUCUAAUGACGAUGACGAUUAUAUGGAUUAUAUAACUUCCACUAAAUAUGAAGGUCAAUUAGAUGAUCUUCUUAUGGAGAUUACUCAAAUGAGUGAACAAUUUUUACAUGAACAAGAACGGAAAGUAGAUUCUACAUUGAAUGAAAUUACUCAAAGUGUUGAGACAAUGAAACAAGAUAAUAAUACAUUGAUAGAAACGCAAUCGUCAGGAGCAGGGACAGGCACGGACACAGCGAUGAUGAUGAUUGAUAUAAAAGAUUUCCCUUCCAAUAUUGAGAAAUUUAAUAAAUUAUUAGAAUUAUUGAAAAUGGUACAUUUAGAUCAAGAUUCAUUAGAUUAUUUCUUACGAUAUACCGUAUUGUCUAAUGAUGGUUCUAAGAAUAAACCAUUAUCAUUGAAAUCAAUUGAUGAUCCACAAUUUGUUUCAUUAGAAAGGGAAGUUGAUAAUUUACAAAAUAAUGAAAUUGCUCAACAAUUGAAUGAAAUUAAUGGAACCAAAUUGAAAAUUUUCAAAAUUAAUGAUACUAUUUUCCAAUCUAAUAAUGAAUUAAAUGAACUUUCUUUAAAUCUUGGUAAUGAAAUUGAUGAAUGUUGGGAUUUAUUAAAUGAAUUUAAUGAUUUGAAAGAUAAAAAAUUGAAUUCUACUACAAAAAAUGGUGUUAAAACCUCCCGUGAAAACGAUCCUGUAAAUGAUACAUAUAACGAAUUUAAAAAAUUGAAUGAUCAAAAUGUUAAAUUGACAAAAUUAAAUGAUGAAAUGAAUUUAGUUCAAAAAUCCGUUGCAAGAUUUAAAAACAAAACUCAUAAAUAUGACGAUAAAGAUAAAGAUACGAACGGUAAUGAUGAAAUAGAUAAAGAGAAACAAACGCUCGAAGUUUUAAAUGGGUUGAUUAAGCUUUUUGAAAAUACAUUUAUGAAAAUAUCUUCUAACUUAAAUAACCUCAAAAUUUCCCCCGGAAAGAGACAAAUUGAAUUUGAAAUUAAUAAUAAAUACAAGAUUAUACUUAUAUUGUCACAAUAUGGGAAUGACGAAAGAUUGUCAGAUAUAAAGAUUACUAGAAUUGAUGACUCAAAUGAUGAUGAUGAUCUGAAUUGUAAACGAUUAGAGAAGGAUUUUAAUUUGAAAUUUCAUCUUGAUGGAAGUGGAGAUUACGGGAAUAGAAAGAAAAAAUAUUCAAUAUUUGAAAUAAUGGAGUCGAUAAUUGAAAGAAUUGAGAAGCUAUGA